CCUCCCCGCCAUCAACUUCCGAUGUCAGGGGCUGCCUGGGAGACGGAGCAGAAAAAGCGGGCAUACCGAAACCUUUAUUGUUUUCUAUAGCGUUAAAACUCCUCAAAGCGCAAACAUUUGACCUAGAAAGUCACAGGACUUCACUCCGAAGGACUGUGACCCUUUUGGGUUUAGCAUCCAGCUCGCGGAAGCGUCUCAUUCAUUCGUCCGUGGCGUGUGUAGCAGCAGGCCUAUUCUUCUGGACUUUGCUACAAGCUAGUCGGCUAACGUUAGCAGGGUUAACCUGUACGAGCACGUUUUGCUUUCUCGAUCCUUCAUGUGUGUUGCGUUGUAAACGCACACAUCCGACUCUUGUGCGCGCGUUUGUUACUCGUUUUCGGUGAAUCCGUCGCAGCACGAGCCGCUCGUUGACGCCGACACGUCGACGCCAAGUCGAGCUAACCGCUCGUGCUUUAAAAAAAAAGUAGCUCAGUUUUGUUGCUAGCUUAAGCUAGCCACCGCCGACUGAACAACGCAGUCCCGGAGAGCGUAACAGGCUUCCACCCAGAGAUGUCGGACUACGACGAGUUUGAGAGACAGCUGUCUGAAAACAAACAAGCCGAACGGGACAAAGAGAACCGCCACCACCGCCGCUCCUCGUCCCGCAGCCGCAGCCGAGAGAGGAAGAGGAGGAGCAGAGACAGGGACAGGCGCAGCAGGGACCGCCGUGGAGACAGCAAGGAGCGGAGACACCGGCGCAGAUCACACGAAAGUAUCACGAAGAUCCCAGAAGCAAGUAAAACGAGCUCACCAUCCAGCUACCCCCAAGACAAAGCUGGAAGCCGCUCCCCCCAUCGUGAGAAGAAGAAGAAGGUGAAGAAGUACUGGGAUGUCCCUCCACCUGGUUUUGAGCACAUCACCCCCAUGCAGUACAAAGCCAUGCAAGCCGCCGGACAGAUCCCAGCCACAGCGCUGCUGCCUACCAUGACCCCGGACGGCCUGGCUGUGACUCCCACCCCCGUCCCUGUGGUGGGCAGCCAGAUGACCCGGCAGGCUCGCCGUCUCUACGUGGGCAACAUCCCCUUUGGCAUCACCGAGGAGUCCAUGAUGGACUUUUUCAAUGCCCAGAUGCGUUUGGGGGGUCUUACUCAGGCCCCUGGGAACCCUGUCCUUGCCGUACAGAUCAACCAGGAUAAGAAUUUUGCCUUCCUGGAGUUCCGUUCGGUGGACGAAACAACGCAGGCGAUGGCCUUUGACGGCAUCAUCUUUCAAGGCCAGAGCCUGAAAAUCCGCCGCCCCCACGACUACCAGCCCCUGCCUGGCAUGAGCGAGAACCCCAGUGUCUAUGUGCCGGGUACACAGACAAUUAAUGGUGUGGUGUCCACAGUGGUGCCAGAUUCGGCUCACAAGCUCUUCAUAGGCGGUUUGCCGAACUACCUGAACGACGACCAGGUGAAGGAGCUGUUGACGUCGUUUGGGCCGCUGAAGGCCUUUAACCUGGUGAAAGACAGCGCCACCGGCCUUUCUAAAGGAUACGCUUUCUGUGAAUAUGUUGACGUCAACUUGAACGAUCAGGCUAUCGCUGGACUGAACGGCAUGCAGCUGGGAGACAAGAAGCUCCUCGUUCAGAGAGCCAGCGUGGGAUCCAAGAACGCCACUCUGACGACCAUAAACCAGACACCGGUGACGCUGCAGGUGCCGGGUCUGAACAGCUCUGUCACCCAGAUGGGCGGCCUGCCCACCGAGGUGCUGUGUCUGAUGAACAUGGUGGCCCCGGAGGAGCUGCUGGACGACGAGGAAUACGAGGAGAUCGUGGAAGACGUCCGGGAGGAGUGCAGCAAGUACGGCCAAGUAAAGAGCAUCGAGAUUCCUCGCCCCGUGGACGGCCUGGAGGUGCCUGGGACCGGCAAGAUCUUUGUGGAGUUCACUUCAGUUUUUGACUCCCAGAAGGCCAUGCAGGGGCUGACAGGAAGGAAGUUUGCCAACAGGGUGGUCGUGACAAAAUACUGCGAUCCAGACGCGUAUCACCGCCGGGACUUCUGGUAGAUUGGGGUGGGGUGUAUUAAAAAAAAAUGGGGGGGGGGGGGGGGGGGUGUUAUGUAAAUUGCCCGUUUCCAGACCAGCCCUCGGAGUAAUUUGGUUCGGCAACAUUUCAGGUAGAUCUUUGACUUUUAAUCAUUUGACAAAUGUAUUCUGUGAUAUCCAGCUUAUUGUUUGAGAUCUACGUGACAUGUCCACCUGUUGAAACCCGUAUCUGUGAUUGUAAGGGGAGGAGGGACGGGGUUUAUAACGAAUAGGUAACACGAGGCUAGGGUUGGGUGCUAGUAGCGUAGCCGGGCGGGUGGGGAAGCCAUCAAGAUUUUUGAGAAACGUGGGGAUUAAAAAAAAAAAGGGUCAGGGAGUGGGGUUU
This is a messenger RNA of Fundulus heteroclitus (mummichog), 2389 nucleotides long. It is a transcript of the gene u2af2a, whose product is annotated as U2 small nuclear RNA auxiliary factor 2a. The transcript is spliced from 13 exons. The record is from RefSeq and is a predicted model, not a curated record. Gene Ontology annotation, molecular function: pre-mRNA 3'-splice site binding; poly-pyrimidine tract binding. Gene Ontology annotation, biological process: mRNA processing. Gene Ontology annotation, cellular component: U2AF complex; U2-type prespliceosome; nuclear speck. The coding region runs from base 550 to 2025 and encodes 491 amino acids. Lineage: Eukaryota; Metazoa; Chordata; Actinopteri; Cyprinodontiformes; Fundulidae.